Messenger RNA from Lingula anatina, 7953 nucleotides. Its product is annotated as chondroitin sulfate proteoglycan 4-like. The record is from RefSeq and is a predicted model, not a curated record. NCBI's taxonomy places the organism in Eukaryota, Metazoa, Brachiopoda, Lingulata, Lingulida, Lingulidae. Gene Ontology annotation, biological process: anatomical structure morphogenesis.
CCACGCGUGAUUUCACGCGAACAAACAAAGUUUGUGUUAAAUUGUGUGUGAAGUGACGGAACAUGUAUGGUGGAAUGUGAUGAACAUUUACCCGGGGUAUUUCCCCUGAUCUUCCCUACUGUUUUGGUGCUACAACGAAUGAAGAUGUGUUCAGCGAGGAUGAUUUUAUCAGCGAUCGUUUUGUUCCUUUUCACGUUGCUGGAUGUCUCUUGUGCAGUUUCUUUAUACGGAAAUGAUUUCCUCCAUGUUCCGUUCCGCGAUGCUGGAAGCACCACUAAUGUCCGCCUUGAGUUCCGCACCAGUGUUGCCAAUGGUGUCCUGUUUGUGGCAGCAGGGAGCACAGAUUACUGCAUCAUUGAACUGAAGUCGGGAACCAUCCAGGUCCGCAUAGAGUUGGGAUCUGGAGAAACUGUUGUAGAAUCCCCUCCAGGACUAUAUCUGAAUGAUCUGGCGUGGCAUGUGGUCAACUUAAAAAGAAAGGGGGGUAGCGUGCAACUCACUGUAGAUUACAUCUAUGAGACAAGAAGGAGAAUUCCAGGGAAGUUUUAUGAACUUAACAUUGAUGAUGGUGUAUAUGUUGGAGGUGUCAGUGAUACUGGUGGCUUAUACUACACUCACAAUCUUCUUGGAUACAGGGGGUGUCUAAAACAUAUUCAUUUCAAUACCUACAGUAUUCUAGAUAUUGUAAGACAUAGCAAGGGGAACAAGAAAAUCACCAAGGAUGUACAGUCCCACUGCAGCAGAGAAUUUAACUCUGAACCUAAACAAGCAAUCAGUUUUACAGACAAGACCUCAUAUGUUGGAUUUUUUGUGCAGAGUUCUCAAAAUGAAAUUACAUUUUCGUGCAAUCUAAGGACUAGAUCUAAAACUGGAAUAGUACUCUUUAUCUUAGGAAGAAAGCUCAAGUCAAAUUUCAUUUUAUUAGAACUGAACAAUGGAUUACUGACAUUGUCUACAAAAAGAAAUGGCAAAGUGAAAAGUGUUUCUACUAAAAUUAUUUUGAGUGAUGGAAAUAAACACUACAUCAGUCUCAAAAUUUCUGCACUUCACAUGGAGUUGGAAACUGAAACAGAACACAAGCAGCAUUAUUUUACCUCUAAAGAACAGAGCUCUUUAGAUCUUUCUUCCAUGUGGUUCAUUGGUGGGCUUAGUUCCAAGAUGACCACAAUUGCCGCCAACCUGGGCAUUGACUCAUUAAAGAACUUACCAAAAAAUAUUGCUGGAAUUUCCUUACAGGGUUGCAUAAAAGAUGUAAAAAUUGAUGGCAAAGCCAUGGGACUUCUUUCAGCGCAGAUCACACAUCUCAUAACCCCAGGCUGUGCUUGGACUUUUCCUUGCUCCUCGUCUCCUUGUGAUGAAGGGUCAGUGUGCGUAGAGCAUAGUUACACACAGUUUGAAUGUGUCAUAAAAGACCUGAAAACCGCAACAGACUACAUGCUACCUGCGGAUGCCACUGUCUUACCUACUGUAGACCUGGUGCGCUUACACCCACUUGUUGUAAGGGAGGGAGGGUCAGAGGUGAUCACAGAAAACAAUGUGGAUUUUGUGUUCAACUACAGGGCAUAUGGAAUGAGGGAUUCUGCAAUAUUUUUCCAUGUUGUUGAGCCACCUAAGCAUGGAGAGUUGGACGUAAGAGUGAGAAGCCGGUCAGAGAACAGCUUAUUUACUCUACUAGAUCUGACUAUUGGAAAGGUGCUGUAUAUAAAUGAUGGAUCGGAAGAAAAUUCAGACCAAGUGACAUUUGCUGUUGAACUUUUAGGGGGAGCAGACAGUGACCUCCCUGAGAUACUCAAAAAACCAUAUCGUUUUACACUAAGGAUUCAGGUUCAGCCUGUUAAUGAUCCGCCUAUUUUAAAACUCCCACCAGGGGGGACUGUCGGUGUUCUUAAACAUACCAAGACACCCCUGAGUCAAGAGUCAUUAAAUGUGGUUGACCCAGACAGCAAUCCAGACCAGAUUACUUACACUGUGGCCUUUGAGGGUCCUGAACAUGUGGUUGCCAGUCACUUUGAAUUGGCUCAGAAACCAGGUGAAAGUGUCACAGCCUUCACUCAAAAGGAAGUCGCUGACAGAAAAGUGUUUUUUGUUAAUCAGGGAGAACAAAAGACCAGAGUUAAUGUUCAGGUUAAUGAUGGAAAGGACAGUAGUGUUAGGAAGAUGAUAACUUUUGUUACCAUCCCUAUUGAACUGUCAGUGACCCACAAUACUGGUGUGAAUGUAUUCCCCACCAGUUAUUCUUUAAUUCUUCCAGAGAAUCUCACCACUGCCACAAAUAUUCAGCGCCAAGACAUUGAUGUCAGAUAUGAAAUUACCAAGUCUCCAAAAUAUGGUGAAAUUCAGAAGCAAAAAUCUAGCACAAAAGAAUGGUUUCCUGUCAGCAUUUUUUCUCAGAAGCAUAUUGACAGGGGCAGGCUGAGGUAUUUCCACACAGGCAGAGCUUUACAUGUUAUUCCUGACAUGUUUGUCUUCACUGCCUCAACCCAAGGUGCUAGCAUUCAAUCCAGACAGUUUCACAUUACCUUUGAUCAGGUGCAGCUGCAGCUGAACAAAAACACAAAGCUUCAAUUAGAAGGUGUGAUGGAAAUGGAGCUUAACAAAUCUCACCUGAGUGCUUCAACGAACAAUCCUAAUGCCCUCCCUGAUGCUGUAAUGUACAAGCUUAUAACCACACCAAGACAAGGGCACCUGCUCAAAUUAAAGAACAGCAACAGUAAUGAGUAUCAGCAAAGACUAGGGCAAAGCUCAAAUUUUACCCAAAAAGAUAUCAAUGAUGGCCUCAUCUUAUAUAAGCUGCACAGGACAUCGGAUAAUGUUGUUAAUGACAACUUUCAGUUUAGGCUGCAGUUCAAGGAUGCAGGCAGCAUUCAGUCUACUGCUUUUACAUUUGAGAUUGAAUUUAUACCUGUUGAAAGUGAUAUUUUGUUUACUAACAGACUGCUGAAAGAUGUUUUAGAAGGCGGAAGAAAAGUGAUUACUAGAGACUAUUUUUACCUGGAAACUGAUCAGAUUUCAGAGUUUAAAUUUACUCUGCUUACAUUUCCCAAUCAUGGCAUUUUGCAGCUUAUUAACUCAGAAAGUGACACCGUCAUCAGCAACAAUAUUUCCCAGUUCAGUAAUGCAGACAUAAGAGAAGGCAAUGUAGUGUACAAACAUGAUGACUCAGAGUACGAAUUUGACAGUUUUGACUUCAUGGCCACACCCAUUAUUGGGCCAUCAUCAGAAGACAAGCUGGAAAUGGAGAUUGUGGAAUACACUGACACAUUUCAUAUAAAAAUUCUCCUUCGCAAUGACAACCCACCAGUAAGGGUAGUGGACAAAGUAUUCAAUAUUGUUAGGAAUGGGAUCAGGCCAUUUACAGAUGAGGACAUAAAAUAUACAGAUCCAGAUAUUAAUUUUGACACUAGCAACUUGCAGUACACAAGGCGUGGAAUUUCAAAUGGAGAGAUAGUGAAUUCUACUGAUCCCACUCUCAAAGUUUAUCAUUUCACUCAAAAAGACCUGGAAACUGGUCAGUUGAUGUUUGUCCACAAAGGAAAAGAAUAUGCUCGGAUAUCCAUUAAGGUAACAGAUGGCCAGUUUCAUGAUAUUGGACUUAUGACAAUUCAUGCAUCUGACCCAUACAUCAAACUAAUAAACAACACAGGGCUGGCUGUUUUCAAAGGUAAAAGUGUUGCCCUGCGGUCUGAUAACCUUAGCAUUGAAACCAAUAUUAAUGCUGCAGAUAAUGAGAUUCGAAUUAUCAUUAUAUCUGCUCCAAGAUAUGGUAAAAUUUUAAGAAGAGAACAUAUCUCCUCGGAAUUCAAUAUGCAAGAUGUAAAAAGAGGGCAUGUUAAGUAUGAACAUGGUAACAGUGGACACAUUAAAGACUCCUUCAAGUUUGCUAUACACGUCAAAGAUGUGAGCAUUCAGGGCACCUGCAACAUUACAGUGUUUUUGGAGGACCAUCAUCAUCCACCAAAGUUUCAGCAUAACAAGAUGCUGGUUGUGGAGGAGGGACACACUGGAGUUAUAAGUGACAACAUUCUACUUGUCACACAUUCCAUUACGCCACCAGAGGGCAUUUUGUUCACCAUCCAAGAUGGGCCCAAGUUUGGUCAUCUGGAUCUGGAUUCGCAGUUAAAUGUUCACAAUUUCACUCAGGGAGAUAUAGAUUCUGGAAAGUUGGCAUAUGUUCACACUGAGCCUGGUGUAGUUGAAGAUGUUAUAACAUUUAAUGUGUCUAAUGGGGUGCUUACAUUACAGGGUUUGGAGUUUGUCAUUGACAUCAUUCCAGAGGUACUCCCUGUCAGUGUUACCAAUAUAACACUGAAAGAGGGAGGGACAAAAGCCUUAACAAAGCAGUACAUACAGGUGACAAACAAACAUUUCAAAGAUGACAAUUUCGAGUACGAGAUUACACAGCAGCCUUACUAUGGUUGGAUAGAGAGAACUCAGGCACAAGGCGUUCAAUUAGACCAAUUUAGCUCCCAGGAUAUUCAUAACGAGUUCAUAUAUUAUACACACAAUGGAGAGGAAUUCUACACUGAUGAGUUCACCGUCCUGGCUAGAGCCAUGGGGUCUGGCAAACAGAGCAAACCCCAUACCAUAUAUAUCACCCUGAUACCAGUAAAUGACCAAGUCCCCCAGAUAGUGACCAAUAAAGAUCUGCAUGUGUGGAAAGGGUCUAUUACAUUGCUGACCAGUGCCCAUCUUAGUGCCACUGACCAAGACACCCUGCCUGGAGACCUUCGUUAUAAAAUCACCAGUCCAGAUUGUGGGUAUGUGGCCUUAAAGGAAAAGACUGGAGAUGAGAUUGUACAGUUUACACAAGCUAUGCUGGACAGCAAUCAGCUUGUGUUUGUCCACAGUGGUGAUGCUUCAGGGAGCUUCCAUUUCCAGGUGAAUGAUGGCAUCAACUACUCAGACAGAGAGAUUUUCCGCAUUACUGCAAGCCCACUGGUACUUCAUCAUAACACUGAUGCAAAGCUAGAUGUUUACCCAGGCACUCUGCACCCAGUCACAGUGGCAGUGCUCAAUGCCAGUACAAAUGACGCCAACCAGACACGCCCCCUGGUGUACACUUUGAAAACUAGGCCUAGGUAUGGGAAAUUGGUGACUACUGUGAAUGGUAGCAAUUUAGAAGUGUCGUCCUUUACUCAGGCUGAGGUGAAUGCUGGUGAGAUAGCAUAUCAACACAUGCAGGCUUUAAGUCAGUGGUCAAUAGAUGAUACCUUCACAUACGAAUUGAGCACUCUGUAUGCUGCAUCAGUCACUGAGAGACUGGAAAUUUCAAUCUCUUAUGACAAUAUCAAUGCCAAGAAUCAGGACCAACUUGUUAAAAUGUCAGAAGUUAAAGUUCUUGAGGGCGGGCAAAUUACAUUUAAUGAAAAUCAUUUAGAUGUUUCUAGAUUAACUGAAAAGAUAAAGUCAAUCAGCCGAAGUGCAGUUUUGAAAUUUUUCAUCACAAAAUUUCCCAGCCAUGGAUACUUGUUGAUUAAUGAUCUGAAUGCUACUGCAGGUGCAUAUUUCCUGGAGAAGGAAAUCAAAAAUAACCGCUUUAAAUAUGUGAAUGAUCACUCAGAUGCACACUGGGACAGCUUUGACUUCAGCCUUAAGGUCACAGGUCUAGGGUCCAAGAUGACUUCACCAAAGUUCAAUGCCACUGUUAACAUCACAAUCAUACCAGUGAAUGAUCAGCCAUUUAGGAUUGUAACAAAACAUCCAACAAUAGAGGUGAUUCAGGGAUUUACAAUUAACAUUACUCCGCAGCAUCUGAAGACUACAGAUCUUGACUCUCCUCCAGAGAACCUUACAUACACUAUACUCACAGGGCCAACUAAUGGAAUUGUGGCCUUUGCUAAUGCCCCUAAACUUGCUAUCAGUUCUUUCACACAGAAGGAUAUCAAUCAACUCCGAUUGAUAUUUGUACAGGAUGGGACCAGAGCUUCAGGCACUUUUAAUUUUAAAGUAUCAGAUGGUCAGUUUGACCCUUAUUAUAAAGUGUUCACAAUCAAUGUGAUCCCUCUCACAUUAGACGUUGUCAGCAGUUCUGGACUGCAGUUGUUGCAGAGUCAGUCUGCUGUGCAUUUAAACCAGUCACAUUUGAAUAUCUCCACUAACGGGCUGCAGGAGGACAUCGCGUUUUUCAUAUCUGAGCCACCACAAUUUGGAAAACUGUUCAUAGAAGAUAAAACAGUCGAGCAGUUUUCACAUCACAGUCUGGUAGAGUCUCAGGUUGUGUAUAUCCAGACCGACAUGACUGCGGGUCAAGACUCGUUUGUUCUGAAUGCAACAAUUGCUGAUCACCAUAUCAUGGUUCCAAUGAGUGUAUCUAUUCAGCCCUUUGUCAAGCAGGGCAACGUCAGCAUUCCGUCAGGUUCAAGGGUGCCGAUUUCACUGUCAGAACUGAAUGCAACAGCAUUAGCAAUAGCUACUAACAGCAAUCCAGUAUAUUAUGUGAUAAAACGGCCAGUGUUUGGUAAAUUGAAGAAGACUAUUAUUAAAAGGUCAACACAGUCUGUGGAUGGUAGUUUUACCUUCACUCAUGAUGACAUUAUUAAAAAUAGUGUGUAUUAUGAAGCUGAUUUAGUGCAUGUCCCAACCAAUGGCCUAAUCCAUGACAAAUUUGGAUACAGAUUGACAGCUCCCAAUGUUCAGCCUGCUGAAGGGGAGGUUAUCAUAAAGCUUCAGCCACCAUUACUAACAACUGGGGCCAUGACACAAAGUCCAGGUUUGGAGAAAGAAAGGGGUGCAGAUCAAAGCACUAUGUUUGAUCAAAUAGACAUAGGAGAUGCUGAAAGAAAAAAUAAUAGCAACUCUGACAGUGUGUCAAUAGACAAAGCAGCCAGGGAGUCGGAUAUUAGUGGACUUCCCCCAACUGCAUGGGUCAUAACACUCGUCUUAGCUGUAGUGGUUACAUUAGUGUUAUUAAUGAUAGGGAUUGCUGUUUGCAAGUAUAAGUAUGACCAAAGAAAGAGGGGGACCUUUCAGCCACAAAGAGAGGACUCGCAGACCCCCCUGUCCCAGUCACAUGUGACAAUUGAACCGCAACGUUGGUCACAAAGUCAAAGCAUGGAUGAACUACCACAAAGUCAUUUAAUGGCCAGCUGCAGUCACAGGUCACCUCCAAGGUCACCAGAUCCUUCAAGGACAGAGGUCAGUAGGGCAGUUCCAGAGGUCAAGGUCACACCUUUGAUUAAUUUGGAAGAACAGGUCAAGCUUAAGACACCAGAGGGCAGCAUUGCGUCCCUAACAACUGAUAGUCAAAGCCAGAUGACUUUUGAUUGGGAUAUGGUAGACCCUGAAAUACUGAAACAGUGCAGAAUUACAAAUCCAGUACUGAAAGAUAACCAAUAUUGGGUGUAAAUUGAAGCAUUGCAUUUUUUUGGAACUGGGCAGCGAUGUAAAAUGUAAUGGUUAUCAUGUAAGGGUUGCUUUAUCAGAUUUUGGCUAAUCAGUUGCAAUUAUAUUUGCUCAGUUGGGCAAUGUCAAAUAAAGAUUUUGUACCUACCGGUAUGUUGAAGACUUCCGAACAGUUAGUUGAAAUUGAGAGUAUUACCAAUUUUAGUUUAUUACCAUAUCUAAUAUAAAUGCCAAGAAUCGAAUCCUUUUAUUGUCAUCUUGAAGAAACAAGAAUUUAGACCACCAGAUACUUUUCUUUCUUUUUACAUUUUGUACUUUUUUACGAUAUCAUCAUGUCUUCUAGCUACAUCUAUUAUUCAAAAUGAUAUUACAAUUUUACUUAUAUUAUUGGUAUUAGUGUUGUAUACAGAUCUGGUGUGUGCAUUUUUUCUAGAGAUUACAUCUCUGACCAUGUUCAACGCAUUAUAACAAACAUAUCUUAAGACUAGCUGUACUUGUGACAGUUCUGUUACAGCAGUUGAUGUUACUGCAAAAAAUAAUAAUAAUUAUGACGUUAGUCAGUGUGUUCAGUAUGCAAUAAAGUCUUUUCAUAUCUUGCACACAGUAAAAUUU